AGUCAUCUCACACCUAUCAAUGCAAAAUUGAGAUUGAGAGAUAAGAGAAAGAGAAGCCAUGGCAGCUAAAAUCACUUCAAGCUCAUUCAAUGUUCUAGCCUCGCUUCUUACUUUGCUUCUAUGCAUAUCAACAGAUGUGCAGCUUUCCUUGGCAGAUACCACCAGCAAAACCUACACAAAUUACCUGCAGACAGCUUGCAAUUCUACCACAUAUCCACAACUUUGCUUCAAUUCCCUCUCUUCUUACACCUCUACCAUCAAAACCAAUGACCUCAAACUAUGCAGAACAGCGUUAACUGUGACCCUGAAAGCUGCUAGAAACACAUCAUCCUUAGUAAAGGCUCUAUCAAAGCAAAAGGGCUUAAGCAAGACUGAAGCUGAUAUUAUUAAAGAUUGCAUUGAGGUAAUCGGAGACUCCAUCGAUGAGCUCAACCAGUCUUUGAAGGCCUUAGGCAGCCUAAAAGGUUCCGAUAUUGAAUUUCAGAUUGCUAAUAUAAAGACAUGGAUAAGUGCCGCGAUAACGGAUGAGGAUACCUGCACAGAAGGAUUUGAAGAGAGGAAUAUAACUGAUGAAGUGAUGAUCAAGAUCAGGAAGAGUAUAGUGAAUGUUACCAGGCUGACAAGCAAUGCGUUGGCACUUAUCAAUAUACUAAGUUACUAGCUGCUACUUCUUUUUUCCCCCUUUCUUCUUAUAUAUGUUGAACAAUUAUAUAUUUGUAUACACAGGUUCUUCAAUUCUGAUGCACUGUUACACGUACCGAAAUGUUUCUUAUAUGAUAUAAUCACCUUUUAAUUUUAA
Populus nigra (black poplar) is the source of this 799-nucleotide messenger RNA. Its product is annotated as pectinesterase inhibitor 4-like. The transcript has a single exon. NCBI's taxonomy places the organism in Eukaryota, Viridiplantae, Streptophyta, Magnoliopsida, Malpighiales, Salicaceae. Gene Ontology annotation, biological process: negative regulation of catalytic activity. Gene Ontology annotation, molecular function: enzyme inhibitor activity. The coding region runs from base 59 to 661 and encodes 200 amino acids. The record is from RefSeq and is a predicted model, not a curated record.